AGUGAGCUGACAGCUGACAGCCGCUGCCGCCGACGUGGUGGCCUUCCACCCAUCCACUCCUGCCUUGUUACAACUCCUGAUCCUGAACCUCACUCCUUUUGCCCUGAUAACGGCAAAACUCCUUGCCUGUGCUUUCUUCAAGAGGGCCAGUCAGCCGCCACUCCUGUGACAGCCUCACAGCAUCUCAGGGUUGUCGUAGCCUUACACAGCAUCAAGACCAAGACGUGGUGGCUCGUGAUUCGUGGUCCAACAUGUCUAACCAGAAGAAAUGUGAAGCAGUAGCCAACCUGUAUUGCCCCAGCUACGCCGUGGUGGCGGUGGGAGGGCGGCAUGUGGUGGUGGGCGGCGGCGGCGGCUCGGCCAAGACGGGCGUUAAGAAUCAAUUUGAUGUAUUUGAGCUUUACCACAAUGGAAGCCAAACAGUUGGAGAACGAGUCCUCUCAUAUGAAGUUGGUGAUUACUGUAUCACCAAUAUGGUGGCAUGGCCUGGGGCCAUCACAGCAGCCACCACUGUAAAGACAGCACCUGUCAUCACACUGGCUAUGGGUCUUGAGGAGAAGUGUGUCAUUAUGAAGCUGAAACCAACUCUCAGAACAGUGAAAAAGGAAGAAAUAACAUUACAACAAUCUUCAAAAGGAAAAGAUAAAGGCCAUGCAGGAGGCUUCCUGAGAAAAAGAAGAAUAAGUGAGAAGAGUGCAGAAGAAGGAUCAACAGAAAAAGAAGAAGUAUCAGAAGAGAAAAAGAGACGGCGAUCCAUCAAUACAACUCUCCGAGGAACUAAGUACUUUACAUUUGAUGUGGAAAAACUGAGCUCCACAGAGACAGUCUUUAAAAAUGCAUUAGAGGAGGAGACUUACCAGAAGUGUUGUGGAAUAUCUCCUGAUUACAAGUUUUUGGUGACCGGAGGGACAGAUGGUUACUUAAGAGUCUGGAGUUUGCCAGAUAUGAAAAAAGAAAGGCAGAUAAAAGCUCAUGAAAAGGAAGUUGAUGUCCUUGACAUCAAACCAGAUUGUAAACAGGUUGUCUCUGUGUGUAAGCCAACAUAUGAAUGUUGUGUGUGGAACCUCAAAGAUGGAAGCAAACUAACACAUGUGGUAUUGCAGACUAAUGGAGUCAGAUACAAAUGCUUCCGUGCCAAAUAUGGCAUUGUUGAGGGAAGCAUACAGAAGGCAAGACUCUUCACAAUCAGCAAUCCAGUUGGAGGAACUAAAAAACCAGCUAUUGUGGCAAAGUGGUGUGGGAAAACAUAUAAACAAGAGCGAACAAAAAGCUUGGCAGGAACUUUGAGCAGCUUGGCUCUGAGUGACAAUGGCCAGUACUUGGCUACAGGAACCAUGGGUGGUUCUAUCUACAUUCUCAUUGCCUUCAGUUUACAACAACUCCUUGUGGUGGAGGAAGCCCAUAGCAUGUUUAUAACAGGCUUAGAAUGGCUGCCAACACAGAACAAAGUAUCACAGAUGGUGCGUGGAUACUCUGAUGCAUCUGUUCUUUCCAUUUCAUGUGAUAACUCCCUCAAAAUACACCACAUUCCUCGACCAGGCAUGGUGCCAGUAUGGGUCGUUGCCAUCCUUGCCACUGUUGUUCUGUGUUUUGCCUUCUUACUAGCAAAUUUCUUAGGACUCUAGAUUUUUUAAGAUUUAUAAGGUGAGGUGUGAAUUGAAGGUGAUGAUUCUAUAAAGAGAACUUCUGUGUAUUAUGUGGUAAAAUUUAUGCAUCACAGAAACUCUUUUGAAUAUAAUGUAUGAAUUAUUUAUUUUGCCUUAGCCUUCCUCUUGGGAUAGCUUUUAGAAACAGUCUUCAGAUAUAGAUAGAUUGCAAAAUAGACACUCUACUAGCUUUGUCAUUGCAGUUUAUCUGCUGGUAUUAAAAAUGGGAUACAUUUUCCAGAAUCAAAUUCUAAAUAUAUGUAAUUUGUAUUUAUAGAGGUGAGGUACAAGUGCAAUAAAUCACAAAUAUAUGUAGAUAUUUGUGCAAUUAAAAUUAUCAUCACAGCUUUAUAACAUUCAUCAAAAUGUAUUUUAGCAAUACAACAAGUAGCUGCAUAUCAUUUCAUACACACACACACACACACACACACACACACACACACACACACACACACACACACACACACACACACACACACACACACACUCAUGCAGCAUUGUUUUAUAUAUAGAUGUGAAAAAUUUACAAUUUGUGUAUCUCAAAUUUUUCUUUUAGUGUUGUUCUUUAAAGUUAUUUUCAUAGUAAAGUAGUUUAAAGAGAGAAAUGUUCAACGAAAAUGUGGAAGUAAAACCUAAAUCAAGGGAGUGGUUUGAAGUAGGACCUCACCUGUAUAAAGUAGAAAAAUAUAUCAAAAAAUAGUAAAAAAAAAAAAAAGAUGAGAAGAAAACUAGAACCAUGGGUCUUGUGCAGAACAAGGGAAAGGCUAAUGUCCACUGGGAACAGGGAAUGGAAAUACUGUAUGAAAUUCUAAGGGCAUCUUAGAAAUAGUACAACAGUCAGGUGGUAAAAGAUGUAUGGUAUAUGCAUAUUUAAUUACAGUGUUAACUGAUCUUGUAUGAGGACAGUGUUUUACCAUGGCACAGCAUAACUACUAAAAAUAGGCUGCUGGUAGCCACAUAGUGUUAUGACACCUUUGAAAAAGAAAGCAGUAGAAAUAUGAUACAGAUCUUUGUCAUAGGUUUUGGAAUAUCACUACCAAUAUUGAAAUAGUCUUCU
Messenger RNA from Scylla paramamosain (green mud crab), 2703 nucleotides. RefSeq names its product prolactin regulatory element-binding protein-like. Bases 252 to 1625 code for a protein of 457 amino acids. Gene Ontology annotation, molecular function: guanyl-nucleotide exchange factor activity; protein binding; GTPase activator activity. Gene Ontology annotation, cellular component: endoplasmic reticulum membrane. Gene Ontology annotation, biological process: protein secretion. Lineage: Eukaryota; Metazoa; Arthropoda; Malacostraca; Decapoda; Portunidae. The transcript is spliced from 8 exons. The record is from RefSeq and is a predicted model, not a curated record.